This is a messenger RNA of Otolemur garnettii (small-eared galago), 2222 nucleotides long. It is a transcript of the gene MCMDC2, whose product is annotated as minichromosome maintenance domain containing 2. Gene Ontology annotation, molecular function: single-stranded DNA helicase activity; ATP binding; DNA binding. Lineage: Eukaryota; Metazoa; Chordata; Mammalia; Primates; Galagidae. The record is from RefSeq and is a predicted model, not a curated record. Gene Ontology annotation, biological process: double-strand break repair via break-induced replication. Bases 105 to 2150 code for a protein of 681 amino acids. The transcript has 14 exons.
UCUAGGUUUUCUGAUCCUUUUUCUGUAGUUUCACCAUCUAUAGUCUUUACCAACAACUGUGGUUUAUCAGUUGUUAAUACAGAAGAAUCAUUAACUAGGAAAAAAUGUCAAAUCUAAAAAUGAAAGAGGCAGCCCUUAUUUAUCUUGACAGAAGUGGAGGCCUCCAAAAGUUUAUAGAUGAUUGCAAGUACUACAAUGAUUCUAAGCAAAGUUAUGCUGUCUAUCGAUUUAAUAUUUUAAUAAAUCCUUCUGAUGUUGUUGAAUUAGAUGCCAAACUUGGAAAUUACAUUUUACAUCAGCCUUUACAAGCUGCUCAAGUUUUCCAAUCAGUCUGUUUUAUUGCUGUUAAGACACUCUCAUUAAUUGGACAAUUACAGACAGAAACUCAAAUUAAUAUUGUGCUGAAGUUAACACAUUUACCUGCUCUGCCAAGUUAUGCUCUUGAUCUUAGUGACUUUCCGCUUGAUUAUACAUCUCAGAGAUUUUAUAUGCUACAAGGAAUUGUGAUUGCAAUGACAACUGUAACUAAGUAUACACAAGGUGCAAGAUUCCUUUGUACAGAUGAAGCAUGCCCCCUUUCAAAAGGAUUUCAGUAUAUAAGAGUACAUGUGCCUGGUGCUACAGAAUCUGCAACAGUAAGAAAUGACUUUUUGUGUAAUCUCUGUGCAUCUUCACUUCAAGAAGACAGAAAAUUUAGAGUACUUGGUGAUAAACAGAUAGUUGAACUAAUUACCACAAAGGCACUUCAGGCUUACCAAGGACAUUCUAACAACCAGCCAUUUAGAUUCCAGUCUCUUACAGUUUUCCUAAGAGAUGAAUCAGUGAAUAAAAUGAACAUAGGAAAUGAAUAUAAAAUUAUUGGAAUUCCUACAUGUGUAAAAACUUCACAAACUUCUGUCUGUAUAGAAGCAAAUAAUAUAACGUUUUGUAAUUCAAAAGUUCCUUCAGGAAUUAGUGACAACUUCAGGUGUCUCCUUUCCUUGACUUCCAGUUCAUGCUGGAAGUUUACAGCAAUACUUGCCAAUAUCUUUGCAUCACAGAUUGUUCCUCCUGGGACUUACAAUUUGCUCAAGCUCUGUUUGUUGAUGAGUCUUGUACAGACAAGUGAACGUAAAAAGGAACUAGAAGAUUGCCUGGAUAUUUUAAUUAUAACAAGUGAUACUCUAAUAGUAGACAGGCUUUUGAAGUUUAGCAUAAGCCUUAUUCCCCGUGGUAUAUGUCAUCCAGUCUCUAGUGAAAUUUUCCCCACUCUAUCCAGGAAUAAGUAUGGAACUGGAGCAGUUAGCAUUCAAGCUGGAAGUGCUUUGCUAGCCAAAGGUGGUAUCUGCUUUAUAGGGGACAUGGCUUCACACAAAAAAGAUAAACUUGAACAGCUUCAAUCAGUUCUGGAAAGCAGAAGCAUUACGGUUUACAUCCCAGGAAAGAAGUUUGGGGGUGAUGCUGAUCAACAAGUGACUUUUCCAGUUCACUGCAGUUUUUGGUCUUAUGUUGAUAUGGAUUCAUCUUCAAGGAGAAACGCACAGAAAACCAACACUCUAAUUGGUCAGAUGGAUUGUAGUUUGAUUCCAGCUAACCUAGUGGAGGCAUUUGGAUUAUUGAUUAACUGUAACGAAUCAUCUCCUUGCCACCCACAUCUUCCUACUGUGCAACACACUUUAAAGAAAGCCAUUGAUCCUGAAAGACUGCUUUAUGUAGCUUCCAAACAGUUCACAGCUGAAGAUUUUGAAAAGCUACUGGAUUUUGCAAAGAAUUUGAAUGUGGAAUUCAGCUCAGAAGCAGAAAGCAUGAUUGAUGGCUAUUAUCUAGCAAGUCGAAGAAUUAGAACAGAUUCUGUAUAUGGAUCAAAACUGUCAGCAUCUGCAUUAAAAUAUUUAGUUUCUCUAUCUGAAGCCCAUGCGCGACUGAACUUAAGGAACAAAGUGCUUAAAGAAGAUGUACUAAUUGCAGCCUUACUAUUUGAAACAUCUCUCACAUUGAAAUAUGGGGCCACUGUAUUUUGUGUUGCUCCAAAUGCAGUAUUUCCAUUUGAAUUGUAUAAUGAAGAGUAUUUAGAGCAAAGGGAUAUCUACCUGACUCAGUGCCAACAACAGCUUGAACAGUUUAUUGCCACGUACGGACCAGGGACAGGUAUCUUCUCUAGUGAUGAAUAAAUGAUUUGAGGAAAUCUUUUUUUCUUCAUUCCUACUUAAGCAGUGAGGAAAAGUGCAUUUGAGAGUGACUUU